Ostreococcus lucimarinus CCE9901 is the source of this 825-nucleotide messenger RNA. RefSeq lists its product with no specific name. Lineage: Eukaryota; Viridiplantae; Chlorophyta; Mamiellophyceae; Mamiellales; Bathycoccaceae. The record is from RefSeq and is a predicted model, not a curated record. Bases 1 to 825 code for a protein of 274 amino acids. The transcript has a single exon.
AUGGAGCAAGCGCUGUGCGCGGCGCCGUCGGCGCGGGGGAUCACGGUGGCGGAUUUGGAGGUGGUGCGCGAGUGCGCGGGCUCGCCGGGGCCUCUGAAGCGCUUCGUUCCGGAAACUUCCUCGCCGAGCGAUAUCAUGAUGAACACGCCCCCGCACUUGCGCGGGGGGGAGAUGACGAGUGGAUCAAAACGAUCGAUCGAAGACUCUCCGUCGUACACGCUUUCGCCGCAAUCGGCGCUCAAGCCUCCGAGCUUUGGCGACGGUCAACUCGGAAGCAGUUACGGAGACGGACGCGACAAGAGCGUGUCGCCGCGGUCUGCGUCUUCACCUCCCGUGGCGGUGUAUUCGUACGCCACGAGCGCGGGGAGCGCUCGGGGAGGGAACGGCGCGUUCGCCGGGCGACCUCCGCGCGGUGAUCGCGCGACGUUCAAGCCCGGUUCGCUUCCUCAUCCGAGAAGCGGGACGAGUUUUGGCAACCGCGCGGACGCCAAGCAAGCGCAGCCGGCGAUUAAAUUUACCGGUGCGGCGUUCCGGUCGGCGAGAGAUGAGUAUCUGGACAGGGUCUUCGGAUUUUUGUUCAAGGAGGUGGGAGAUGGGGAGUGGAUGGCGAUUAAAAGCAAGACUGGCGUGAGCGGCAGAUGUCGCAAGCCCGUGACGAUGCCGGAGACGUAUCUGGAAUUUUUCGACUCGCAUCGCGAUAAAUUCGAGAUCAACGCUGAACGCACCAAGGUUCGAUUGCGCAAUCAACGCACGCGCAGCGAUAGCGGAGACAGCGACGAUACGAACGUGGAAAGCCUGAGCGAUAGUCUCAAGGCGACCCUCUAG